Neohortaea acidophila is the source of this 878-nucleotide messenger RNA. RefSeq names its product P-loop containing nucleoside triphosphate hydrolase protein. Gene Ontology annotation, cellular component: cytoplasm. The transcript is spliced from 2 exons. NCBI's taxonomy places the organism in Eukaryota, Fungi, Ascomycota, Dothideomycetes, Mycosphaerellales, Teratosphaeriaceae. The annotation marks the transcript as partial. Gene Ontology annotation, molecular function: gluconokinase activity. The record is from RefSeq and is a predicted model, not a curated record.
AAUGGUGGGAACACAAUCCCGGUACGCGGGUCUGGAGAAUGUCGGGGUUUGGUGGGUUUGGCUCUUCUUUCCUCCUCUCCCUACCAGUCAUUCAUUUCUCUUUCUCUCUUUGCUCUUUCAUCGCUUACCCCGGCGUCGCAUGAUGUGUAUACGAAGGAGAUAGUCCAGCAGCACACUCACCUGCCAUCUCCCCCCUCCUCCCCUACCCCACCACCCUCGAAAACCUUCACGCGCGCAUGCCAAAAUGACGACAGCCACCCCAAUGCCUCCCAAACACAUCUGGGUCAUCACCGGCCCCGCAGGCUGCGGCAAGACCUCCGUAGCCGAAGCCCUGCACGCCACCUUCAACAUGCCGUAUCUCGAAGGCGACACGUUCCACUCGCCCGCCAACGUGCAGAAAAUGGCAAACGGCGAACCCCUCACCGACGCCGAUAGAUGGGACUGGCUGAUUACGCUGCGCGAAGCGGCCGUGGCUGCCCUGCUCUCCUCCCCCUCCUCCCCCUCUACUACGAACGGCACCAACUCCUCCAGCACGACGGCAAGCGCAAACAACGUCGUGGUAACGUGCUCCGCGCUCAAACGCAAAUACCGCGACGUCCUGCGCAUCGCCGCGUACCCUUACACCCAGCAACAGCAGCACACGCCGCCGAUUCGCGUGCACUUCAUCUUCCUUGGAACGUCGGAGGCUAUCCUCAUGGACCGCGUGCGCGCGCGGCAGAAUCAUUACAUGAAGGACUACAUGGUGCAUAGCCAGGUGGAGAGUUUGGAGGCGCCGAUGGAGGACGAGCGGGAUGUGUUGAGCGUGGAUGCCAGCGGGACGAGUGUGGAAGUCAAGAGGCUGGCGGAGGGGGUUGUGAGGGGGGUGUUGGAGCGAGAGG